AUGCUUGGUGUUUUCCGCCAAUUUGGCGUCUCCCAGGCGCUCCGCACAUCUGUGCUUCGCACCCCUUCCGUACGAUGGGCUCCUCAGCUGUCCAAGUUGCAGCCUUUGGCCAUCCGGACUCCUGGUCUGAGCCGGUCGUUCCAGACCUCAUUCCCUGCCCUCAAGGCUGCCGCAGGACCGGUGCCCACUGAGAUCGAGGAAGAAGAAUUGAUCACCAAGUUCGCGGAUCUCAAGGAAAAUGAUAUCAUUGACCCAAUGAUCGUCCGAAACCUCACACACCCUGCUCGCAUGGGACUGGAGACCAUGACUCCUGUCCAAAGCGAGACCAUCCACCAAAUGCUGAAGGGUGACGAUAUUCUGGCACAGGCCAAGACCGGUACCGGAAAGACUCUCGCCUUCCUUCUCCCGACCAUGCAGAACAUCCUGAAUGAUCCUACUCUCAAAUUAAAAGGCCAGAGCCAGGCACACAGACGUGGCCCAAGGGCCAACUCUGAUGAUAUCAGGGCCCUUAUUAUCUCACCCACUCGUGAGCUUGCCGAGCAGAUCGCUGCGGAAGCCCGGAAGAUGAUUCCUGGCACUGGUCUCUUGGUCCAGACCGCAGUCGGCGGCACACAGAAGAGAGCCGGACUUCAAAAGAUCCAGCGUGAGGGUUGCCACCUGCUGGUCGGUACUCCUGGUCGCAUCAAGGAUAUCCUUUCCGACCCUCGCAGUGGCGUAUCGACUCCCAUGCUGAACACCCUCAUCUUGGAUGAAGCCGAUCGUCUUCUUGACCAAGGCUUUGCUGAAGAAAUCAAUGAGAUUCAGACUCUGCUUCCGGAUCCGCUUCAGGUGCCCCGCCAGACACUGAUGUUCUCCGCCACUGUUCCCAAGGAAGUUUUGAAGAUGGUUAACCGAACCAUGAGACCGGAUUACAAGUAUGUCAAGACAGUUCGUGAUGACGAGACCCCGGUCCACUUGAAGGUGCCACAGAAGUUUGUUCUCCAGCCGGGCUAUGAAAACGCUCUUCCUGGUGUCCUCGAGCUUGCCCAACAAUAUCAGGCGCGUCAGCAGCAGGACCCGGAGUUGCGGCCAUUCAAGGCGAUCGUCUACUUUAACUCCACUAGUGAGGUUCAACUCUCUGCUCAGGCUUUCCAGAAUUUGCCCCGCGGCAGCCGUGAGGAUACCUCGGCGGCCCCUCUAGGUCGCAUGCGAUUCCUGGAGAUUCACUCGCGCCUUAGCCAGAAUCAGCGAACCUAUGCUGCCGAGGCUUUCCGACGUGCCAGUGAGGCUAUUCUCUUCUCCUCUGACGUGACUGCUCGUGGUAUGGACUUCCCGGAUGUCACCCAUGUCAUCCAGAUUGGCGUUCCCAACGACCGGGAAACUUACAUCCACCGAACUGGCCGUACUGCUCGUGCUGGCAAGACCGGUGAGGGCUGGGUCUUCAUUCACCCCAACCAGAUCGACAGCUUGAGUGACAAGUGUCACGGUAUGCCUGUCAACCAGGAUAAAGAGACUCUGCAAACUUCCCUUGUGGAUAUGACCAAGGAUCUAGAGUCUGCCCCUCCGGCCGCGCGCAACGCCAUUGAGCUUAUCAACACAGCCAUGACCAAGGUCCCCGCAGACCUGAAGUUUGUCACUUUCCGCGCCCAGCUGGGCUCCACCCUCAAUACUUUUAACAGCAAACGCACUGCUAUUAUCACCCUCAACCGACUUGCCGUCCACGGAUAUCGUAUGGAAGAGCCUCCGGCUUUGAGCUCUGCCCUCGUGAAAAACCUUGGACUCCGAAGAAUUUCCGAGGUUAGAGUCGAUGACUCUCGUUCUUUCGGCGCCCCACGUGGAGAUUCGUUUGAGAGGAGGUCCGGUGGUUUCGGUGAUCGUGGAUCCCGCUCUUACGGAAGCGACCGUGGCUCUCGCUCUUUUGGCGGUGAUCGCGGCUCGCGCUCUUUCGGACGUGAUCGUGAGCGCUCUUUCGGCGGCGACCGUGGCUCUCGUUCUUUCGGACGUGACCGUGAUUCGCGCUCUUUCGGACGUGAUCGCGAAUCUCGCGGUGACCGUGAGGAGCGUGGCUUCCCCUCCCGUUUUUUUGAAUAG
Penicillium longicatenatum is the source of this 2070-nucleotide messenger RNA. RefSeq names its product putative DEAD box RNA helicase HelA (gene helA). The transcript is spliced from 2 exons. Gene Ontology annotation, molecular function: ATP binding; nucleic acid binding. The coding region runs from base 1 to 2070 and encodes 689 amino acids. NCBI's taxonomy places the organism in Eukaryota, Fungi, Ascomycota, Eurotiomycetes, Eurotiales, Aspergillaceae. Gene Ontology annotation, cellular component: mitochondrion. The record is from RefSeq and is a predicted model, not a curated record.